UUCGUAGUUCACGGUUUUAAUUGUACCUACCAUCGAUAUGAUCGAGUCGUGGCAUCUAUCAGAGCCCAUUAGAAACAUUAUACUACAGUGAAAAAGAAAAAAUACCGAUACCAGUAGAGAAACAUACAAGUAACCUGACAGACAUGUAAACAUUGAAGAAGCUUUAAAAUAAAAAGAAGCAUAUGAUUAAAAAUAAACGAGAAGAAAAAUAAUAGAAAAAGAGGUUUUUCUAAAGAAGAUUUCCAACGAUUUAAGGUACAUCAAAUUAAUGCAACAAAAUGAUGAAACAAGAAAAUGUUCAGGUACAGAAUGUACCAAUUAUUCCUUAUCAAAUAGAUUCCUCAAUUGCUAUAAGAAUAGCUAUGGGAGCAAAAAUGAUCCACGAAAGGGCACUCAUGGCUCGGGCUGAUAUAUGGCAUAAAAUCAGAGUCAUUAGAGGCUUCCAGUAUGACAAGGAGACAGUCUUGAAGGCUAUUUUGAAGGCAAUAGAACCAAUCGAUUUGAUACCAGUGAAGUAUCAAGUUUGCGGAGAGGAUGCCUAUUUCAUAGCAAGAAAUUGUGGUCCUGCUCUUGAGAAGCUGUGCAAAACAAAUCUGAUUAUUAAGAAUGUCAAGGGUGAUGCUAUCAUCCUUGUGGUAACUUUAGGAUAUGCCUCGAUCAAUGAUUUAAGAAUACACAUACAACCUAUACUACUGACUGCGCUAACUAAGAGAUACGAUCCAAAUCAGAAGACUUUAAAUUUGGAAAAUUUUCAUCUGGAUCCUGAUAUAGACAAGACUGUCUAUUGCCCAUUGUCUCAGCUCAGGACUUCUAAUCACGUCUUAAAGAUGGCGAAAACUCAUAUAACUACUAUCGAACACCUGAAUCUACAACGCAACGAGUUGUUCAACAUAUCAGCGAUAGAGAAUUCAAGUUUAACAUCCAUCAAAUACCUAGAUCUGAGGCAUAAUAGUUUAUUGAAUAUGGAUGCGCUAACUCCUCUUAAGACUCUGGAGAGACUCACCAAGCUUUGGCUGGAUGGAAAUCCGCUUUGUGAAAAUUAUUCAACCGCAAACCAGUAUGUCGAAUCUGCAAAAAAAUAUUGCCCGCAUUUGCAAGAGCUGGAUGGUGUGUCCAUCGUGCCAAAUAUGCCCCUAAUGUACAGAGACUACUUUCAGGACGAAAGGACGCAGCGUCUCGUAUAUAAAUUCACUUACCACUUCUUCAAUCUACACGAUCAGCUAGACAGGACAUGUUUACGAGGACUUUAUCACAAGGACGCGUUUUAUUCCAUGAGCUGUGCGAUUCCCAAUUCCGUGGCGCAAAAAACUGGCCUCAAUCUUUACACAGGCAACAGGAAUCUUUUAAAGAAAGGCGCAAAGAAAAAUACGUUCCUUUAUCACACUCAGGAGGACAUUCUGGUAGCUCUGAGCAAAUUGCCCAGGUCCUAUCACGACAGGGGUUCCUUUACAUACGACGUCAUGUACGACGACGACAAAUGCAUCGUGUUCUGCGUCUCGGGUCUAUUUAAAAAGCUAAGCUCCGGCACCAACGUACUAUCGUUCUCCAGGACGUUCGUUCUGUCAGCUUCCCUGGACAACGAAUAUCAUAUUUUAAACGAUCAAUAUCAUAUAUACGCAGCACCAGAGAAUGUGACUCCUGACAAGAUAGUGGUGAAGUAUACAUAUGAUGAGAUCGUGCCGGUUUGCUUCAGCCCGAGCGAAAAGUCGGUGCUAGUCGCCAGAAUGAAGCAGAUCACCAGGAUGAAUAACGAGUCGUGCGAGUCGUAUCUGUCGGAGGCCCAGUGGGAUAUGCGAAAGGCAGUAUCAAGUUUUAUGAAAGAUCUGAAAAGCUCGUCGAUAUCAGACAAUGCGUUCAUUACUAAAUAGAUUCUUUCUGAACGCAUAAUAAUAUUUAACUUUCUGUAAAAAGAUUUCUAUAAAAAUGUCUAUAUUUUUCUGUAUAUUCUACAUAUUUCUGUGAAUUUUUGAAGAGCUUUUGGAAUAGAGGAUUUUUUUUUCCAUGA
This is a messenger RNA of Camponotus floridanus (Florida carpenter ant), 2005 nucleotides long. RefSeq names its product nuclear RNA export factor 1. Gene Ontology annotation, molecular function: protein binding; RNA binding. The coding region runs from base 279 to 1868 and encodes 529 amino acids. The transcript has 2 exons. NCBI's taxonomy places the organism in Eukaryota, Metazoa, Arthropoda, Insecta, Hymenoptera, Formicidae. Gene Ontology annotation, cellular component: nucleus. The record is from RefSeq and is a predicted model, not a curated record. Gene Ontology annotation, biological process: poly(A)+ mRNA export from nucleus.